Porites lobata is the source of this 9066-nucleotide messenger RNA. The record is from the annotation of a GenBank genome assembly. Lineage: Eukaryota; Metazoa; Cnidaria; Anthozoa; Scleractinia; Poritidae.
AUGCGAAUUUUCAGUCACUUUGCGGCUUUCGCGAAGGUAAGUGCAUGAAUGAUGUCCGAUUUAAAUGCAAACUUAUACUGUAUACCUAAUCUGUUCAAAUCUCCUUGCUUUUAUCCUUCUUAGAUCAGCCUAGUGAUCCUGGUGCUAAAGCUGACCAUUACGGUUAACAAUGGCGGUAAGUCCAGUUUAUGUUAUUCAUACUCGUUAUCCCCUCCAAGCGAUACGGGUUGUUUGUGGUUGUAGAAGCGAUGGGGAAAUAUGCCGUUUGUCCGCUUUUCCAUUCUCCCACAGUCAGGUGAUAUGCUGUUAGUUCUGGAUAUUCUCUGGUUUCUCCCUGACUUUGAUGAAUGGAGUCGAUAAAAAAAUGAAUGAAAGGGAAAUCGCUGUCUUGUGGUAAGACUUACCACCUCGAAAAUCACUAUGUUCCAUUAAGCAAUUAUAAAACCAGCGCUUUUCCAUUGUAAGUUAUUAGUGUUAAGGUAGUGAUGGUACACGAAUAAAAUUAUAAAAAAGUCAAGAAUAGCAGAAACAAAGAAAUAACAAAAAAAGUUUUCGAAGGCGUUUGCGAUGCCCAAAAAUUUACUUCAAUUCUUUGAUUUACUUUCCGUCCCUGACCACAAAUGCUAACUUGUGGCAACAGAAUUCCUCAUUACCUGAAUUCCUCAGCAUCGUUAAGGAAAUUCUAAAUUUUAAUGCAAGGAAAUGUCUCGACAGUCUUCUUUUUGAAUGAAUGGUAGUUAAAUUUUUAAUUUUCGUAUUGUCCGCAGUUUUUGAAAUUUUUGCAAAGAAAAGGCACGCGGUUGUACAACUAAGCCAAAAACACCUAUUGGUAAAACAGCAUCACUGCGGUUCGAUUUCCACAGCAUAAAUACAAACAAACGUUUGCAUUGCAAAAUAAGAAUCAUGAGGCGAUGUAACAAUUAUAGUUUCUUCUGGACUCAAAUUGUUUCGAAGAAAUUGGAACCCCUGGACGAGCAUUUCCAAACGGGGUGCACGUUACUUUAUUACAAAAUAGAAGAAUAAAAGAAAACCAAAAUUGAAUAUCUUAAGUUUCUAUCGCAGUGGUGCGCAUGUUAUUACAGAUAAUUGGCUAUCGUUGUGCUGUUUUCAUUAACACUUACAAUUGCCUCGCUUUUGGGGAGUUUCCUUGACAAGAAACUGAAAUAAUUAAGUAGCAUUUGUAAACAGGAUUAUGUGUCGGCUCAGGAAUUGACAAAGCAGUACGACUUGUCACAUAUCUGUUAAUUAUAACUAAUUAAAAAACUUUCUUUCUUUUACUAUACCCCUGUUGUAAGGUCAUUUUUCUUGGGAAUAAUUUUAUCUACCUUAGGCAAAAAGUAUACCUUAUCCUCGCUUUAUGAGAUUGCGACAAAACUGCCAAGAUUGGUUGUGAUAACUAACGAAAAAGAAAACAUUAUUUAUUAUUAAGACAUAUACAUUUUCUAAAUAAGUAUUGUUGGAAAGGGAUUUGUCUUUUUUAUCUGUCAUAUGAAAACUUAAGAUAUAUUGCUGAAGCUUGUUUUAAUAACUCAACUCAAUCUGAAUCUUGAAAAUCUCAGUAGGAGUAAAGUUGAGAUGAUAUUGACGCAACAUUCUCCCACUCAACCCCUCACAGCCUACAACAGUAAAAAGGAUUUGUCAUCAUUUAUUUUUCAUGGUAAAGUAUUGCAAACCUUGACCUACAAGUAAAAUUUUUAGGUUGCUAGAAUACCCAAUAAGCUUUAUAAAUUAUGAAUGACGGUCUAGAGUCUUCCUGUUCUCGAAGUCUCCGAGCAAAGAUCAUGUAAAAAAGCAAUCUAAUUGCCAUGUCGGUAGUCGAUUGUAGCAAACUAAUUACUUCGAUAACGUAUAGUGUGUUCUAAAACAUGAUGAAUGAAUGCCUAGGGGUUAGAAACACAAAUAAGGGCAAAAGAAAAUGAUAAAAUUUUGAAAAAAAAAACGACAGGGAUAACAUGUCAGAACCGUCUUUAUUGAUGAGUCCUAUUCAAGAAAUGUGUUAAGUUUGUUUAUAUAGUUCUUGCUUUGGGCCAUCUUCUACUUUCGCGAUCGUAAUCGUCGGAAAAUACCUCACAAGACAGAUUGAAUUCACCUCCCAAAAAGCUUCAAUUGUUGCUCAAAUGCUCAAUUGCCUUUUUAGAUCGUUUUUGUUUGCUGCCACAAGCAAUUCUGAGUAAAAUGCUUGGAUGUUUUCGAUAACAUGAUUAGUGAGAAGGUGAAAAAAUUGUCUUCUUUUCGUUUCUCUUGAAUAUAAUUAUUGCAUAGCACUUCCUUUUAGCUGCGAUAUAAAAGAUAAAAUGUGCUCAGAAGAGGGAACAAGAAAAGGUUCUGUUAGAGACCUGUACCUCUCUUGAGCUUCCGCCUGCCUGGGUGGGGGAUACUAAUUUAUAUGAAGUGUAUGUGUGUGAAAAACUAAAGGAUAUGUGAACAACGCAAAGUAAGCACUGAAGCACACGUACCAAGUCCGUGGUAUGGCCAAUACCAUUCUGGUUUAAAACUGGGUUUUUGGAAAAAAAUGAUUGAUAAGGUUGUAAGGUUGCCAGAGGUACCUUUCGCCGGUAAAAUCCAAUUAGGGUGUUGCUGGUGCCAGUCGUAUAAACAUAAACGUCGGAUAUAAUUGCUAAAUUUUGAUAUUCAGCCCAGUCAUUAUUUCUACGCCAGAUGUUAGCAUUAAAGAAUUUAUAUCUGACGCUAGGCUUCAUGGGUCCCGCUUAACAUUAGCUAAAACCAAGAGAGAAUAAGCUCAUUCUCUCACUAAAGCUAAGAGGAAGUCUUUAAAAAGUCGGUUUUACCUAAUUCUGUUGAAUAGAAUAAAUACUUGCCAUUGAAAUCAACAGUAAUGAGGUAUCAUGUUAAUGGUCCACAAAUUUUUACAUAUCAUGCUGCCUUCAAUGACUCUUCAAGUAAAAAAGUUCAGAGAUUUUUCCGGGAUGUCAAUUAAACGGACGAUUUCCUGGACACAUUCUACCAUACUGUUUCAUGUGCCAUUUUCUUUCAGAGGUACGGGUGAUAAAUCCAGAACGUGUACAAACAAAAGUGGCGUGCCAAGGAGAAACAGCCACGCUCAAGUGUAAAAACUCCUCCCAAGCAAUGUUGAUCUACUCCGCAUUCUACGGACGUGAAGAGAAAGGGCGAACGCUGUGUCCUUUUAUCAAAAGCAAUGUUGAUCAGUCAGUGUUUGAUGCUAAAGAUACCAACGACACCUCCACUUGUCCCGAGAAGAAUGUGACAUUAGAGAUAAUGAAAUUAUGUCACACGAGAAAGCUUUGUGAGAUGACUCCGAAUCAGAAUCUAUUUGGAAAUCAUUGUAAGGGGACUUACAAGAUUCUUAAGAUUAUAUAUGCCUGUGGUGAGUAUUAUUCUCUGCCACGACACCUUGGUCCAGUUUUAGCCCGUUCACUUGGAAUCUUGUGAUCUUUCCUGUCACGAUUAUUUUUUAAUGUUUUACCCUCUGUCUGUUGGUACUCGGGUGCCCAAGGUUGGACCCACACGUAGCCAACGUCCCUUAUUAUUAUCUCAUGAUAAAUAGGUUCAGUUAAUGCUCUUAACUCAUAACCCCUUAGAUAAGCAAGUAACUAGACCAGAAUUAUUGUGGGGAAAAGGGGUAAGGGAUGAAGUAUUCCAAAUAUGGACAGCAGGUCACUUUUCUCUACAUAUUGGUGUAACAGUCCGAAAUCUACAAGGGGAGAGGUGACAAUCCUCUCUAGGGGGUGAUAAUCCCCCGUUAUUGUGAGAGAGGAUAAUCCUCUGUAGGUUGUGAUAAUCCCCCAUGUUAGUGAGAGGUGAUAAUCCUCUCUAGGGGGUGAUAAUCCCCCAGGAUAGUGAGAGGUGAUAAUCUUCUCUGGGGGUUGAUAAUCCCCAAGUUUGUGAGUGGAGGUGAUAGUCCCCCUUGGGUACUGGAGAGGUGGAAAGACCUCUGUAGAUGUCUAAUUCCCCGGUUUAAGGGGUAACAAGAGUCUAUGGGGCAAAGUGUGACCUGUAUAGGAGCACUUCAUCCCGAACCCAUGUUUAUUAAUUGCCAACAACUCUCAAUACAGAUAUCAUCACUAAUUUAAGUUAGAAUUGUGUGCCUGCUGCCCGUCGGGAAAAACCCUCAAUUAUUUUUGAGGGAAACCUGAACCCUCCCGAAAGCAGAGCCAGACACUUAACAUGAACCUCGAGGGAGAGGGGUUAGACGAAAAUAUAUUAAUACAAGUUGUAAGUACAUGAUGACAAUUAAACUUUUAUCAACUUAAUAAUCAAAAUAAGGCCCAGGAUGCCUGGUAGAAUGAUUCCCCUCAGUAGAAACCUCAACUCUUUUCUGCCAUAUCUUCCUGACAAUUACCAACUGAGUCAAAGUGUAAACAACAAAGAUCAGUAGUUCUUAUGACUGCAAAAAGUAUAAGGAGCUUCUUAAAUUUUAAGCAAGAGAAAAGACCUCAUAUAUAAAACCGUAAGAAAACCAGCAGAGAGAAUCAAACAGUGAUAAGGGAGGGUGGGAAGGGAUUUUAUUCCACGAAGAGAAGAAUAUGAAGUGUUAUUUUGCUGAGCUAGGCGCGAAAAUAUAGGCAUCAACUGUUCAUGUGAUAGCUGGCAUCUAAUUGGCUGAGCGAAACAAUUAGUGUGACAGGGGUCGCAUGCGGGAAGUAACCCCUGAAAGGAAGUGCGCUGGUUCCAUUACUGGUAAAGGCGGGUUUAUGGUUAUCACAUUAACUUUAAUUUAUCCUGUUGUAUAAAUUAGCUUUAAAAGAGUAUCGUGUGGUUAAAGUUGAUACUAUGGUUUAGGCGUUUAUUGUAUUCUUUAUUCGCAAAACCCUAUUCCAGCAACUGGGCUCUGUAACUAAUGGUGGUUGCAGUUGGAGGAAACACAUUAUGAGUGGGUGGUAUGAAAGCAUUCUGAAGACCCUCUACUGCGCUUGAUAUUCAAGAUAGAUGAAUAAGUGGUAGUUCUAACUGCUCACUUGGCUUGCACUAAGACUUGCACCAAAGGGCUUAAUAAUAUCUUUGCUUCUUAACCAAAAACCUGUAUAUCUCUACUUUCUUUUUCUUCUUUAGAGGAUAAGAGCAUAUUUAACACGAAUCCUACUAGCUACAGCACUAACUCACCAACACAUGCCACGUAUAUCAAACCUAAAACAACCAGAAGAACAACUUUGACAAAUCGCAAAAGAACUCGCACCGGAAACUCAACUCAUAGGAAACGAAAAACAACCACAACUAAGGCACCCGGGGUAACUAAGCCUAGGCACACAACUGCACCAUUAACCCCUAGAGGGUCGUCUUCAUCCUCUAGUAACGAAAAACCAACAACAGUUCCAGCUAGUAACACUGUUAAACCAGGCCCAACCGUAUUUUCGUCUGGACUAAGUAAGCCCGUAACCAUUCCCGUUAUGCUGACAAACGUACCGGUAGUUGCAACAAAACGAAACAAAAACAUUAAGACUUCAACCACGUCCACAGGUUUACGGAUCACGAUACAAGUGAACGGGACCAACUACACAUUAAACCCUACAAUAGUACCCAGCACUACUAAAAAAGUUGUUUUACCAACGAAUGAGAAAGAACAACCGACAAAUGGAACAGAGAAGCCAAUAACUGGCGACCAACUCCACCCCAGAAGAGUUUCCAGUGCGACAGCAGCGGUCAUGGAGCAGCAAAGUCAGUCAGUGGCUGCAAUGGGUGUGGCAGGAUCACUUUACCUUUGGUUUCUUCAUAUGAAAGGUACUUCCUUUAUUAGCAUUUGUUUUACAUUAAUCUCUCCUGUUAUGGUUAAUUCAGUUAAUUGUUAAGUAAUAUGACAAUACUGUUUAAUCCCAUAAUAGGAAACCUUCAUUACCUCAAGCCGCUAAAGAGAGACUAAAACACAUUGGAAUUUUUGGAAAGUUUAUGACUAAAUUUUCAUAAGGGCACUUAGGCCCCUCUGUAAAAUUCAAGUUCGGUUUUUAGGAAGGUCUUAAGUAAAACUUAAACAAAAGCAAAUUGUACAAAAAGAUGAAAAGGCGACUUUUGGAGAAUAUUCAAACUACUUUUUGGAGUAUGUCGGGUAUAAGUGCGAGAAGAGUUUAAAAUCUUGUUUCAGUGACGCAGACGCCAGAUGAGAUAUAAUAAUAAUAAUAAUAAUGCUCUUGCAGGUGCCAUCACUAAAUAUUAAAAUGAAAUAUCAUAAUAAUCCAUUAGAACUUGUUAAAACUACUAUAAAAUUAGAAAAAAUGAAAAAGAGCAUGGUUAAAAUGGAUAGGUUUUCAGCUGGGGUCAAAAGCAACCAAGAAUUUGCUCGCCUCUGAUGGUGGAUGUAAGGCAAUUCCACAUUUUUAAGACACAAAUACCCUAUCUCAUUUACAUUCUAGAAUUCAUUUCAAGUAAACUUUUUUGCACAUAAGAUUAUCAUACGCUCAACUAAAGUAAUUUAUUAUUUUUAAAACUUAUUGGUUGUUGUCCUCCAUUUUUUCGAACUUUUGUUUGUACGGUUAAUAUCCUGUAGAGAACAAGUCCACCUAUGUGACGGUGUUUAUUCUGAGCGCUCUCGGGGCGGCCCUUAUCAUGGUUGGAGUUGUGGCUUGCUUUGUAACUCUCCAGAAAAAGAAAGAUUUCCUGAAGCUUGACAUCAUGCACAAGCCGAGGAGAUUCAUUUCAUUACCGAAAGACGGCAAGACGACGAAUCAAAACGGAAGCGUUCCCAAAAAAGAAGCUAGAGAACCAACUGAAGAGAACGCGACCGAUGGAACGUUGACUUACAAAGGCCCAGAGGUAGUGUUUUCAGCUCAAGACGUCAGUAAUCAAGUGAAAAAAGAGUUUAACAUUGACAGGUGAGGCAUUUAGUCUCGUAUGGAACUGCGAAUGCAUAAAUUUAUUCGGGUUUGAAUUUUCAAUUGCGUUUUUACUUGUUGUAAAUGAAAUCGAAAGGGCCACAACGGACAAUGUAGUGAAUCAAUUAAUGUGGAAUCUUGCAAGAAAUGCCGGUUGAAAUAGACUUGAAGAGUAAACUUCCAUGAGUGUUUUUGGAUUCCGUGGUUUUCAUUUAUGUAAAAUUGGUAACAUUUUCAUAUCCACUGGGAAACAUUUCAAGACCGAUUCAUUGCUUGUUCACUCAACGUUCAUUGCUUUUAUGUAAUUGAUGAGUACAUCAGUUGAUAUCAUUGUCCGUUCAUGGCACACCGCUUUAAUCUCAAUGAGUCUUUCUGUUUUUCAAAUGGAUAGAGCGCUCGCUUUUUGCUCAGAAGGUCGCCGGUACGAAUCCUGUGGAGAGAUCAAGAUCCCACAUCUUUUAGACUGUGAUUUCCAUUCCAACUAAAAACUUUUCAAGUUCACGACUCUUUAUCUUUUCCUUGCACAGUCUCGAAAAGAAAUUUCCAACGUUGUACACUCUCGUGAGUGAAAGUCUAUCCUACCUUUUUAAAUGAAAAGUUAAAAGACUUGUAAAACAGUUUACAAAUCCAGAAGACCCUUUUACUUUUGUGCAAUUGACAAUGUCUUCAAAAAGCGUUCUUGCACCAUCAUGUGGUUGCAAUGUUUCCUCUCAUUAAGGUCAGGGAGAUGUUUAUAAAUAAAUCAUAUCGCUUACUUUAGCAUUAUUGAUAGAUACGGCAGUUCGUAAUUUCCAGUUUCCUUUUAAAUAGAUACUCUGGUAUGGAAAAUGGAGCAGUGAACAAAAAUGAAGAGGGAAGUAUUCAUGUGAACCCAGUAUUUGAUACUGUGAAUAAUAACAAACCAGCGAAUGGAAUUAUCAAACAAAAGCAAAGCGCUAUGGAUGAAUAUGAUAUGGUUUCCAGCCUUCCAUCAACUCCCGUUCGUGUCCGUACCCUAAGCGAACCCAAAUGUGGUACGGCGAGAAGAGCCAGAGCAAACAGUACCGGUAACGUAUCACGAAACCAAGAUAGAAAUCCCAGCCAUGAGGCGACGUACUUUUCCGCCGAGAAGGUUCGACUUCCUCGACAUUUAAGUGCGGGAAAUGUGUCUCAUCAAAUUCGUCAUGCAGGAUCACAAAACCAAUCGCCGUCCAAGACCCUGCCACGACAGAGGUCCGCAACUACAAAUGAUGCAUACUGCCAGUCUCCAUUGCGAAAUCCAAUUCAGAUGGAUAUUGGAGGUGACACAAUAUCCUCUGGCGGAGCCCCUUACCUAAUGGGUUCUACCCAUACAUCACAACUACAGGCUCCAUCCAGAUCACUUCCAAAUGGUGCAGUGACUAAUCAGUCUUCUCUCACAAGUGGAAAUUUAAACAACCGGCAGCAAACCAAGGGCAAAGUAUCACCAAACCUGCCUUCCAAAUGUCCACACCAGUAUUCAGCUGGUCACGCAGUGAAAAAAGUUGGACCUGCUGUGGUAAUUGGAAGGGAUGGAGAACCAAACUACCUUGGAAGUCCUAAUUCGGCUACUUCUGCAGAGGCACCGAACACAGGGAGAGGAACAAAUAAGCUGUUGCCAAAUACGCGAACGAGCCCCUCUGCAAUGAUGCUGUCUAAUACAUUAAAUGUGCCAUUAGUAAAGGAGUCAAAUCUCGGGACACCAACACCUUAUUCAAGUCAACGAGAUACAGGAAAAUCAAGCAGAAGAUGGACCGAAGUAAUUUCAUCCAAUGGAACUGUUCCAAAUAUAACUUCGAAUCCGAAUUUUAGCGACAUGUCUGAAGAUGUCUGGAAGAAGAAUAACGAUGCAAGGGUUGGCAACUUUGGUUUGGAUAACAGUGGCAUUCUUCGGCACAAAACAAUCCUUUCUGAAACGCAGGAGCAAGAUACUAGUAAAGGUACGCUGCGUGCUCCUAGCACAGGAGAACUGCUUUCUCCUUUGGAUGCUUUGCCAGAUGGACACGCAAACGAAUCCAGCUUGCGUUCAUCUGACCAGCAUUCUUACAAUGCCAAUUCAGGAACCUCACUUUUCAGCACCUCCUCGCCUCCACCCCCGGAACAGGCAACUGACAGUUCAGAUGACGAUCUUUAUAGUAUUGUAGCAAAAGGUACCUAUUCUUCUGCGGUACCUGAUCCUCAUUUAAGACACACUGUUGGGGGAAAGUCAGACAGGAAAGAACAAAAAAACAGAAAUAAGCACGUAUAUGUGGUGGUACCUUCAAGGGAUGGUUCCACUGCUGUAUAG